CCAUUAAAACAAUCUUUCUCUCCCAAACUCAGAAAUAUAAAUUCUCUAACACGAGAUUGUUCUUUUCGUUUCGUCAUCUUCUCUGUCUUGUUUUACGUAACCCUAGUUCCGAACAGAAUCGCCUCUAUCUCAUUCUCUAUCAUUUCUUCUCCAAACCCUAAUAUCAAUUUUCCCUAAUUUUACAUUUUCAUCUUCCCUCCAAAUCCUAGAUCUCAACCACAUAUGAAACCACGUUUGAAUUUCAAUAUACAAAGAACUGGUUCACGAUUUUACUCGAUUCUGUCACUAUUUUGAUUUGAACCGGCAAUACAAAUUGGAGUUAUUACUACUAUAAUUAACGCUUAAAGCAGCUUUUAUUUUGUUGGUGAAUUGUUGUGAUUGACAAUGGUUGGUGAUGGAAGCAAAAGGGACGAUAGUUUAUUGUUAAUUAACAAUACCAAUGUGUUUUCGGCGCUUGAUACUUUGAAGAAGAAGAAAUCGGAUUCAAAGGUGUUUUGGGCUAUGGAACCAUUGAAUGCAACUUCGUGGGGUGAUGUGGAUGAUGAUGAUUAUUAUUAUGCCACCACUGCAUCGCCUCAAUUUGUUUGGCCUGUUUCCGAGCCUCAGGGCAGUGAGGACAAACAAGAUAAUUUUGAGGCAGAUGUUACUAUGCGUUACACAAAGUGGUGGAGGCAAUCGGCAUUGGGUCGUGAGGACUUUGUUAAGAACAUUGUGAAGCGGAAGAGAAGUGCUACUUCAAGGAAACAUAGAUCUCAUGCAGGAACAUUUAGCAAAAGUGGUGUUCAUCUUGGAUUUCCUUCCGUAUCUGUGGAGGAAUGUGAGCCUGUCUCGAAAGAGUACAACUGUGGUGGCAUAAUCUAUGAACAUAAGCAUUUCGAGAAAGAUUUGAAAGAUGAAAAUGGGAUCAAAGAAGCAAAUGUGUCUAGUGACAUAAUCGUUUUAUCUGAUAGUGAAUAUGAAAGCAAAAGCUAUGCUAUCAGAAACAAAGUCUCUUUGUCUAGUCUUGAAUUUGAUGUUUUAAUAUCAUCAAAUGUGGGUGGUGAAUUAUCUGAAUGUGGGGUUGAAGAUGAAAUCAAGAGUCCAUUUAGUGAAAUAAAUGUCAAUGAAAUCAACAAGAAAAGUGUUAGGUCCUUUACGAUGGACAUGGAAUUUGAUCUUGAAAAUAUGAUUCAGAAGCUUAAAAGAGUGAUUUCUAAGCUUAAAGAAGCAAGAUUUGGCCACAAAGUAGAAAUUGUUUGAACCAAAGCCAAGGCAUGAUACUCUUUGGUUUGUGACAGCAUAAUAUUACUUUUCUUUGGUAUAGAACCAAUUUAAUAUUCCUAAUUUUCUUUAUUAGUUUACAGGAAUUUAAUUGCUGUUAGUACUUUUUUUGUGCAGCUUGUAAAAGUUGCUUUCAAUUGUAGUGAUUAGUACUGGUUGGUUGUUAUAUAUGAAGGUAUUGAUUUGAGUUAUUUUGUAGAACAUGGAAAUAUCAAAAUGAAUGAAGCUACUAAUUUGUUAUGUUCAUCACUUGAUUUGAUAACUAUAACCUCCAUUUUUUAUUAUAAAUUGUUUUGAAUUUUUUACACAUAAUAAAAAUAUAAUAAUUGUUGUAUCAAAUUAAAAAAUUACGAAAGUUUUUAUAAAAUUAUUUUUUAUUAAUGAUACGUGGAAGAUAAAUUUACUUAAUUGAAACAAGAAAAUAAUAAAUAUUUAAGGAUAUAAUAGAAAAAAUAUAAUUAAUUACUCAUUAUAAUUAUAUAACUAUUUAUAUUUAAUGAUAGGACUAUAGAGUAUUGUUUUUUGUUUUGUUUUAGUAUAUUUUACCUGAUUGUGUAACAGAGCAGAAAAAACCUAAAUCUAGUGCUACUACCGCUGCGAGAUCUGCAAAGAGGAAAACACCAGGUAAACCGAGGAGAACAAUGGUUGUUACUAAUCCAAAUUUGGAAGAGCAUUUGGUGGCUGAAGUUGAUGAAGCAGCAUAGAAAGUGGUAGAAGCUGGUAAUGUUAGCGACAUUGGUGCAAAUGGGACGGAACAAGAGGCAAUGGAAAUGGAUGAACCUUUUGUUGGAAAAGUCUGUGAGUUGGUGAAAAAGGGAAAAGUGUGGAAGUCAAUGAUAAUUUUCCUAAUUUUCCCGAUGCUCGUACAUUCUGAUAAACUACAAGCAUAAUAAAUACUAUUAGCCAAAUAAUGCAAAUUACUAACAUCAGUAUCCAAAAUAUACCACUGCUUUUCCAAGUACUUCACUCCUUCAACUGCUACUAAACCUUUAUCAUUCUGCAACCCUUUUAAAUCCAACUGAUAUUUCGGUUUUCCAUCAAACUCCAAAAUCCGAGAAAUUGAGGAUCAUAGUACAAUUUAUAGAAAGUUAGCUAUUAUAUUUGUUUGGGACAGAGGGAAAUUCUUAAUAUCUGGGGGAAAUGAUAAAUUGGUGAAGGUAUGGAACUGGUUCAGUUAUACUGAUUCUGGGUCAAGUGACAACAACAAUGUUAUCCUACAUUUGAAUAUUGGUGUACCUCAGAAGGUGAGUUUCACAGCAUAUUUCAUUGAAACUUUCAGGGUGCCGGUUACUUUUCUUGUUUCUGCGAAAUUUGUCUAUUAUGUGAUCACUUAUAUAUUUUGUUUCACUGGUCAAUUGGCUAUGUACCACUUCAACUGACACAGACAACCUUGUUGUGUGCGACACAUCUAAAACCGUAAAGGUCUAUUCUAUAACAUAGUUUCAAGCUGAGUAUUCUUGGAGAGCAAUCAUGCACCCUGACAGGAAAAUCUUAAAAGCUUAACUUAACUAAGCAGGUUGAUUUACAUAUAAUUUAUCUGAUGAUGUUUCAAGUUUUAUUGACUGGAGUCUAACUAAUUAUGAAUCGGUUUUGUAGUUUCUUGUAGCCUAUUUUUUUGUUACUAAUCCCCUCUUUGUUUUUGUUUAUGA
Messenger RNA from Vicia villosa (hairy vetch), 2909 nucleotides. RefSeq lists its product as uncharacterized. The record is from RefSeq and is a predicted model, not a curated record. The coding region runs from base 385 to 1239 and encodes 284 amino acids. Lineage: Eukaryota; Viridiplantae; Streptophyta; Magnoliopsida; Fabales; Fabaceae. The transcript has 2 exons.